This is a messenger RNA of Trichosurus vulpecula (common brushtail), 1959 nucleotides long. Its product is annotated as tRNA wybutosine-synthesizing protein 2 homolog. The transcript has a single exon. Gene Ontology annotation, molecular function: tRNA methyltransferase activity. The record is from RefSeq and is a predicted model, not a curated record. Gene Ontology annotation, biological process: tRNA methylation. Bases 151 to 1497 code for a protein of 448 amino acids. Gene Ontology annotation, cellular component: cytoplasm. Lineage: Eukaryota; Metazoa; Chordata; Mammalia; Diprotodontia; Phalangeridae.
AACAAGCACUUAUUAAGUGCUUCCUGUAUGCCAGCCAUUGUGCUAAACACUGAGGAUCCAGAGAGAGGCCAAUUCCCAGUUUCUGACCCCAGGAAGCUCCCAGCCUAAUGGGGGAGACAGCAUGCAAACAACUGAGUAUAUACAAGAUACAUGCAAAGCUCUAGCACAAUGGAGGCUGAAGGUGCAAAGUCUGAGGUUAUUGUGGCUGUUGUGACAGAGCCUCAGUUUACACAGCGUUGCAGGGAAUAUCUUGAGGAGCACCAACUCCUGGAUAGGCAUCACCGUGUGAAGCAGCUGCCUGACGGCACCAUGGCGCUACCUGUUCUGGGAGAGACUGUCAGUGAGCAGCACCUAGAAGCGUUGCAGCAGCGAGGGGGCCCUGAGAGCACCUGCAGGCUGGCACAGAUCCUGAAUCCUGUUCCCUCCAAGAAAGCUCAGAGCUGUUCUCCUGCCCAGAAGCUACGUCAGGAGCUACAGUGUCUGGUGGAAGGCCAGGGGCACACUUGGUCAGCUGAGCUAGAGAAGGAUCUUCCCCACUCCUGGCAACGUCAUGGUGACCUCCUCCUCUUCAAUGAGGACAGCUUCAAAGCCGCCCUCUGGAAAAAACUGGAACCAGGUCUCUGGAAGACUGUUGCCUCUGCCCUGGGAGGCCAGCGUUUGGCAAAGCGAGGGCGCGUGUCACCAGGUGGUACGCGAGCUCCCAAAGUAAUCCUGCUGCUGGGUGCCCAUGGUUGGGUGGAGCACGUGGAUAAUGGCAUCAGGUACACGUUUGAUGUGACCCAAAGCAUGUUCUCCUUCGGAAACAUCACUGAGAAGCUGCGGGUAGCAUCAAUGGCCUGUGCUGGAGAAGUGCUGGUGGAUCUCUAUGCAGGAAUUGGUUACUUCACCUUGCCAUUCCUGAUUCAUGCAAAUGCUGCUUUCGUCCAUGCCUGUGAGUGGGAUCCUCAUGCUGCAGCAGCCCUGAGAAAGAACCUGGAGCUCAAUGGUGUCGUGGAUAGGUGCUGUAUCCACCUCGGCGAUAACAGGAAGCUGAAGUUAUGGAGCAUUGCUGACAGGGUGAACUUGGGGCUCAUUCCUAGCUCUGAAGAGGGCUGGCCCACUGCCUGCCGGGUGCUGCGUCAGGACACAGGGGGCAUCCUGCAUAUCCACCACAAUGUGGAGUCCUUCCCAGGGAAGGAGCUUCAGCUCUCCAGCAGCAUUGAGGCAGGGCAGAAGGAGCAGAGAGCUGCCAGAAGUUCGGGAAGGCAGACACUGGCAAAGAUGACCAAGCUAGAAUGGCAAAGGUGGGCUGAGGCUGUGGCUGCUCGCAUUGGAGCCUUGCUUCUGCAACUGCACGGGAAGCCAUGGGAGACCCGAAUCCUGCAUGUUCAGCGAGUGAAAUCUUAUGCUCCCCAUGUGGAUCACGUAGUCUUGGAUCUGGACUGUCGCCCCCUCUCCUGCCCUAGCGAGGGUUUUGGUAAAGCUGAGAGGAGCUGUGGCCAGGGGCCUAAGGUCUGAGGUCUGGGGUCCAGGUGGCUGGGAGUUCUGAAGUCAGCAACUUUCUUCUACUUCUUGCCCCCUGACCCCCUAACAAUGAAUCUUUUACAUUUUUAUAAGGAAUUUUUAGAGUGACUGGUUAUUAGAAUAUCUCAUUCAAGGGCUUGGUGUAAAUCUGAGAUUGAGCGCUCUAGCCACCAGAGUCUUGUCUUCUGCUCUUCUCUUCCACUAAUUGUGAUGAAUCGUCUUAUUCAUAAACCUAGCAAAGGCAAAAUAGCUUGUUGACCUGAAUGUGAUCUGCGGAGCCGUGCAGUUUGGCCUUAGCUCCAUCUGUGUGGCUGUAGACAAGCUGCUGCUCUAUUGGACUGUUGGCUUUGAGUCUCCUCAUCUCAAAGAUGGGGUUAUCUCUGAACUACCUCAUGUAGCUGUUUGUCUAAGGAGUGUGAGUUUUUAAUGAAUUUCUCAGAAACAAAAAAAUAUAUA